This is a messenger RNA of Didymodactylos carnosus, 876 nucleotides long. The record is from the annotation of a GenBank genome assembly. NCBI's taxonomy places the organism in Eukaryota, Metazoa, Rotifera, Eurotatoria, Philodinida, Philodinidae.
AUGACGACUGAUGACGAUCAAACCCUUAUAUCUGCCUGGCUUGAAGAAGAAUCUCGAUGGCGAGAAAAGUUUCAGGGGUGGGAUUUUUCACAACUCACUAAAACAGGUCGAAUAUUGUUCAAUAUGUCUGAGGAACAACUUGGAUGGGAUUAUACACAAGUUGUGUGCCAAACACUGGCGGAAAUUGCUGGCGAAAUCAUAAAUAGAGAAAUAUUAUUAUUAGAUUUAGGUACAGGUGGAGGAGAGUUUCUUGAAGCAAUGUUACCAAAAUUAUAUGAAUCGAUAGAUAGAAGUGAAAACAAAUGGGGUUUGAAAGUUUAUGCAACCGAAUCAUAUAAAACAAAUUUUCAAUUAGCUAAACAACGUUUGAUAUCUUACGGUGUUACUGUCAUUGAAUCUGAACCUGAUAGUCUUAACAGCCUGCUACCGUUUUCGAAUGAUCAUGAUCCAAACUUUGAUUUAAUCAUAUCUCGCCACACAUGUUAUAAUACACGUGAAAUUGAUCGACUUCUUAAGCCUGGCACGGGGUAUUUCAUUACUCAACAAGUUGAUGGUGCAUCCAAUCAAGAUUUAAUUGAAUUAUUUCCAGGGCAUAAACCACGAUGGCCUUACUACACACUCGGAUAUGCUACAUAUAUAUUCAAACAUCAAGCGCCACGAAUGAAACUGCUAAGAGCAGAAGAAUCAGAAACAAAAUUACAGUUUAAUGAUAUGGGCGCAUUGAUUGUUUAUCUACAUGCAGUACCAUGGUUAGUUGAAGAUUUUACAGUUCAAAAAUAUCGAGAUGUUCUCCUUAACUUAUAUCGUAGUGGGGAAAAGCUGAAAUUUAAAAGUAAGUAUAUGCUUUUGAAAGCAGUGAAAUUAUCUAAUAAGUAA